This is a messenger RNA of Colletotrichum spaethianum, 867 nucleotides long. Its product is annotated as protein arv1. The record is from RefSeq and is a predicted model, not a curated record. The transcript has 3 exons. Lineage: Eukaryota; Fungi; Ascomycota; Sordariomycetes; Glomerellales; Glomerellaceae. The coding region runs from base 1 to 867 and encodes 288 amino acids. Gene Ontology annotation, biological process: intracellular sterol transport; sphingolipid metabolic process; sterol metabolic process. Gene Ontology annotation, cellular component: cortical endoplasmic reticulum; Golgi apparatus.
AUGCCCAUUUGCAUCGAGUGCCGGCACCCGGUCAAGACACUAUGGACCAAAUACUCGAACGCUGAUGACAAGUCCAGCGGACACAACAUACGCUUGACCGUCUGCAGAAACUGUGGUCACUUUUGCGACAAAUACGUUGAGCACGAUUUCGUCGUGCUCUUCAUUGACCUGGUUCUGAUCAAACCCCAGGUCUACCGUCACCUGCUUCACAAUACCCUAAUGAAGGACGAUGACCGGUUCGAUUCAUCCAUUGUGCGACUUGGCGUUCUGCUGCUGCUGUUCGACGUGUACUUGACAUGGGCCCGUAUCGAGAAGCAAACAGUUCCUAAAUCCGCCCAAGACGAGGGCGCCAGUUUAGGUAGCCUGACCCAACAGUCCAUUGUGUCGCAAUACCUCUUCUUUUUAAUCCUCUGUGCUCUGUCUACCCUCGCCUUCCACAUGAGUAUCCGUUUCAUGACCUCGUCUGUCUUUUCUCCGUUAGGCAUGCUCAACAUCCUGCCUCGAUACUCGCGUCCCAACUCCGUCUCGACCGCGCUACUCGUCUCAUCCUCGACCAAGCUCUUCCCGAUCCUCAUGGUUAUAUGGCAGUAUGAUGUCCCAGCCGCAGCGCGAUCGCUUGGCUGGGCCGUGGUAGCGAACAAUGUCGAGGCACUUCGUAUUCUGUUGGACUGUGGCUACGGGGUCGCUACCUUGCUGGCCACGACGGGAGCUCUGGCGCGCUGGGCUGUAGGACGCAGCGUUCUGUGGGCUGCUGGGCUAGAUGGCGUCGAUUCCAUUGGUGAGACGAGCAUUGCUGCAGACGGUAAGGCCCUCUGGGCUCUGUUGAUGUACGUGAGGGGAUGGGCGAGCGACUUGGCCGCCGGGUAA